Molecule: messenger RNA, 3212 nt
Organism: Delphinapterus leucas (beluga whale)
Lineage: Eukaryota; Metazoa; Chordata; Mammalia; Artiodactyla; Monodontidae
Source: RefSeq, a predicted model, not a curated record
GGGUAAAGCACUCUCAGCAGAGCCCUGUCGGCGCAGGAUCUCUGGAGCCCGCCGAGGCAGCCAAGCCAGGGUGCAGGAGAUGGAAUUCUCCGGGGUCACUGCCUCCUGCCCGCGUGCUCCUCCAGUCCCCGGUCCUUGGCAGCCUCCCCAGGAGCUGGGGCUGGCUCGCGGCGCGCGCUUCAAGCGGGCGGAUCCGACACGUGGGGGUGGAAAACGCCCCCGCGCGGGAUCCAGAAGCCAAGGGCGUCUGGUCGGGCAAGGCUAGGAAGCCUGCCUGGGGGAGAGGCCCCUAACUUCCUUCGCUCCGUCACUCCAACCUCCCUUUCUGGUCUCCUCCUCCAGCAAGUCGGCCCGCCGGACGCCGCGCAGCGUCGGGGGCGGGCGGGAGGUCGGAACCCGUGAACCGCGGUCUGCGCAAUCCCUCUGUCCGUGCGCCCGCCCGGGACCUGCUCCAGCCUCUAAGCGCCGGCAGCCGGGCCGGUGACCCGAGAGGCCCGAGGCUCCGUGCGACGCCGAGCCUGGGACACAGCACUGCGGCUCUAUCUGGGGAGGCACUUCCAGCACUAGCGGACUGAGAGCCCGCGUCCUAGACGUCAGCGGCUUGAGAAGCGACGGUCAAGGAGACAGAGACCGCGGGGCUCCGCUCACCCGUCAGCCCCCGAGGCCCCUUGCUUUGGGGGAAGGUCAAGCCCACCCGAGUUUGCCCUUAAGAUGCGCCACGCCCCCUCCCCAAUCUGAGCCGGGCAGGACACCAGGGGGAAGCAGCGGCUGCAUCCUCGUGCCAAGCAGAAGCGGACUCUGUGCCGGGUCACUCAGCUCUUCAGCUUUUAGGAGAACUCCUAGGGGGGCGGGGACGGCGGCGAAAAUGCGGAUUUGAAACUGGAGUCGAGGCGGACGUGGGGGGCUGGCGCCGCAGGAGCGGUCGACGCGGCGGCCCAGGGAGCCGCGUGGCCUGGAGGAGCGUCCGGCGGUCAUGGGCGAGCUGGCUGUCGCGCGGCCAGGGGCGGACUGAGCGCCGGGCCGAGACCCCACCUCCCGGGGCGCCCGGGCGACAGUCAGCCGGCGGACACGGCCGCCCGGCUUGGGGCUGCCCCCGGGGGUUUGGCCAUGGCCGGCCGGGGUUGCGGCUGCAGCUGCGGCCCGGGCCACCUGAACGAGGACAACGCGCGCUUCCUGCUGCUCGCCGCGCUCAUCGUGCUCUACCUGCUGGGCGGCGCCGCCGUCUUCUCGGCGCUGGAGCUGGCGCACGAACGCCAGGCCAAGCAGCGCUGGGAGGAGCGCCUGGCCAACUUCAGCCGCCGCCACAACCUGAGCCGCGACGAGCUGCGCGGCUUCCUUCGCCACUACGAGGAGGCCACCGAGGCCGGCAUCCGCGUGGACAAUGUUCGCCAGCGCUGGGACUUCACCGGCGCCUUCUACUUUGUGGGCACCGUCGUGUCCACCAUAGGGUUUGGGAUGACGACUCCAGCAACAGUAGAAGGAAAAAUCUUUCUGAUCUUUUAUGGUCUCCUCGGGUGCUCCAGCACCAUCUUGUUCUUCAACCUCUUCCUGGAGCGCCUGAUCACCAUCAUCGCCUGCAUCAUGAAAUUGUGCCACCAGCAGCAGCUCCAGAGGCGGGGGGCCUUGCCCCAGCAGAGUCUGAAGAACCCGGGGAAGGGUGAGGUGGACAGCUCGGCUGGCUGGAAGCCCUCCGUGUACUAUGUCAUGCUGAUCCUGUGCAUGGCCUCCCUCCUCAUCUCCUGCUGUGCGUCCGCCAUGUACACCUCCGUGGAAGGAUGGAGCUACUUCGACGCACUCUACUUCUGCUUUGUGGCUUUCAGCACCAUUGGCUUUGGGGACCUCGUCAGCAGCCAGAACGCCCGGUAUGCUAGCCAGGGCCUCUACCGCUUCGCCAACUUCGUCUUCAUCCUCAUGGGCGUCUGCUGCAUCUAUUCCUUGUUCAAUGUCAUCUCCAUCCUCAUUAAACAGUCCGUGAACUGGAUCCUAAGGAAGAUGGAUGGCGGGUGCUGCCAACAAUGCCAGAGAAGACUCUUGCAGUCCCGGAGGAACGUGGUGAUGCCAGGCACUGUCCAGAACCGGUGCAACAUCUCCAUAGAAACGGAUGGAGUCAUAGAGAGUGACACGGAUGGGCGGCGUCUCUCCGGUGAGAUGAUCUCCAUGAAGGACUUCUUGGCGGCCAACAAGGUCUCACUAGCCAUCCUCCAGAAGCAGCUGUCCGAAAUGGCCAAUGGCUGCCCCCACCAGACCAGCACUCUGUCGCUGGACGAUGACUUCUCAGGGGGGAUAGGAGCCUUUGCAAUAAUGAACAACAGGCUGGCAGAGACCGCUGGGGACACGUAGGGGCAAGGAGAGAAUGGACAGCGAGGGUACUGCCACCCAACUCAGCUCUGUGCCCUGGCUGGGUUCAUUCUGUUCCUUCUAGUCUGGAGCCCAGCUUGAGAAAUCUCAUCUUCUUGUCUCCAGCCACUUCCCAGGGCUGCGGGAACCUGCAACCUCGAUGCCUUUCUCCUUAUCUUUAUUCUUUAAGUCUGAAUUCAGUCUUUUAAAAAUGAACCACAAAAGCAGUCUAAGACAUCGUAUUGUCUUCUUUACCCACCUUGCUCCAGGGCUUUAACUGCCUAAGAGAGGGAGGGCUUCCUUAAGCCUUGAUCUCCUGCUGCUCUAUUCUUCAUUUGGAAAUAAAAAUCCUGAAGAUCCUGACUUUCCCCGGGAACUCUGAACAGCUGAAUUCACUGCCUCUCUUAGUCCCGUCAACAAAGGGAGGGUGGGAACUGUUUGAGAAUGUGACUGGGCUUUCUUUUUGCUGGGCUUCCUUCUGGGCAGAUUCAUCCAUGGGGCCAUGGCUAGGGAAAGCAUCUGUUCCUCUUUAUACCUGCUUCUCAAUUUUUGUUUUUCUUUUCUUUUGUUUUUAAGCUCUUAACGCUUGACUAAGGUGUCUGUGGGACUUCAGUGUGGUAAGAAAAGAAAAUUCAGCUUCAGGCCUUUAAACUGAGGCAUGGUGGUGGGAAGACUCGCUCUUGUCACUAAAGAAUAGAGCUUAACGUGUUAAGCUCUAUUCUUAACACGUUAAGCUCUGUUCUUAACACGUUAAGCUCUGUUGAAUGGACCCUUUGAAUGGUCCCAGAGCCCACUUCAUUUUUACCAGGGUUUGGGGCCCAUUGCAAAGAUAAUGGCUGACUAUUUAUUAAAAUCGAAAGUUUAAUAAAUCCUCA